Stylophora pistillata is the source of this 1193-nucleotide messenger RNA. RefSeq lists its product as uncharacterized. Gene Ontology annotation, molecular function: chitin synthase activity; protein binding. The record is from RefSeq and is a predicted model, not a curated record. Lineage: Eukaryota; Metazoa; Cnidaria; Anthozoa; Scleractinia; Pocilloporidae. Gene Ontology annotation, biological process: chitin biosynthetic process. Gene Ontology annotation, cellular component: cell periphery; cell septum.
AUGGCUCCAUCCGAAGAAACUCGGAGGAGAUUCACCGUGCAAAGGAAAGAUUCUGCUGAAUCAGUCGUGAGUGUGAACCUUGAGAGAGGUCAAUUUUUCAACGUCUUCAUAUGCAUCUUGAAAUGGAUAUCUGCAGUUCUAAUUUUCUUGGUUGUAUUAAUCUGUAUCGUGACCAGCAAGAUUUGUUUGCUGGUUCUUGGGCAUCAGUUUAAAAGUGUACAAGAAACUAGAACGAACACUACAACAGAUUAUUCAGCAGAGACAAACAAACAGGCGUUAGUGAUGAUGCUCGUGCUUACCCAAAUGAUACCUCUCGCGGCAUCUUUGCUUUACGCCAUUUGGACAAGUCUGAGGAGAAAAAGUACCUGACUUAUCUGGACAGAUUGGCAUUCCUACUUCCUUUGUUCUCCUUUCCAUUGCUUGGUCACCGAAGCUUAGAAAACUCCAAAUACAAAGCAAACAACACGGUCAUUCCACCUUAAGAUCUGGAGGACGCUCUGUUUCAGGUGUUUCUUUUUGUGACAAUGAUAGAGAGCGAGGUGGUGAUAGGGGUCCCCCUGUUAAGAUAAAAACAGCUCGAGGAAAAGCGGCUAUUAUAUCUUCGCUGUGGAAACUUUUUCUUACACCUUUAAGUGCAAUGAUGUUCGCCAAAAGUUAUGAUAUUGUUCAGCUCGACAGCAUCCCUGACGCUUUUAACGCUAUCACAACAUCGAAUCCAGCAUUCACCUACUUCAUGCUUCAUAUUUUUGCGAGCUUCUUUGGUUAUCAUUUUGGUUGGCUUAGCUGCUCUCUUUGCAUGCAACGUAUUGGAUACGCUCUUCCUUUAACGCUGGCGACACCGAUUGCCCUCCUCGUGACGCAAGUCGAUGGGAUAUGCGAUACAGACACGUUACCAUUACCUUGUGCAUCAGCAGACCGGGGCUACAUUCUCGGGGCAGGACUCCUUCUGUGGUUAUCACAGUUCAUUGCAACCACUUAUUACAUAUGGAAGAGUCAAGGACAGAUUAUGGCAAAGGCAUCUGACCUUCUAUGGAUUCCCUCGUACAAUGGUACGUUAUUUUACAUCCAUUUUCAUAAAUCAUAGUAAACUGUAGCAGUGGAAUUGAGAAAGCAAAAUCUAUUUUUACUGCGUAGCUUUUUUUUCCCUUUUUCCAUUUGCUUACUCAAAGCUCUCUCAAUUGCAAGUAGUUUUG